AUGUUUAAGCAUUCUAUUUCCAGUUUCUUGCUCUUAGCUGCCUGCGUGGCCAUCAACGCUGCCAGUCCCAGCAGCUCCGUAGAAUCCUCUGGACAUAAAGCUGCACUUGCUGCAAUUCAACCACGCCUACUGCUUUGGAACAGACGCUCUGAAAACAAACCGCAGCAACCGAUCGUCAUUGUGCAACCCAAUUCGGAUGAAUCCGACAGACAUCAUCAUCGUCGUCCCUACUAUCCUGACUACUAUCCAUACCCGUAUCCACCGACUCCACAGCGUCCACCCUUCCAGGUUCCUGGACUCAACGACUAUUUCGGUGGAGGCGGACCCUCGAUUAUAAUCAUCAACCCGAACAAUGCGCAGAAUCUUACUGCCCCCGCUGCUCCAGCUGCGGCCACUACUGGCGGCAGAAGCGGGGGCUUGCGUCGCAAUGCCGUUCCCAUUAUUGAUCUACUGCAGGGUCUUAAUGCCCAGGAGGAUGAUACGGAAGUGAUCAACGCGGCGGACAAUGAGUCGGAGGCAGCAGCAGCAGCAGCGUUGGCCGCUGCCCAAGCGCCGUUGGCUCAAUAUGGCGCUGAGGAGCGUGACGAGGAUCUGGCCGAGGAUGAGCUGGCGCUGCUGGAGCGGCAGGCAGCUCGUGGCUUAAGCACCAAGCAGUUGCUCUCGCUCCUGCUGCAGGACAAGCGACGCAGGCACUUCCAAGAGGCUGCUGCCGGCAUCUACCUGAGGAACUACAAUCAGAAUCGAAAGUGA
Drosophila novamexicana is the source of this 750-nucleotide messenger RNA. RefSeq lists its product as uncharacterized. Bases 1 to 750 code for a protein of 249 amino acids. The record is from RefSeq and is a predicted model, not a curated record. Lineage: Eukaryota; Metazoa; Arthropoda; Insecta; Diptera; Drosophilidae. The transcript is spliced from 2 exons.